Molecule: messenger RNA, 2387 nt
Organism: Bactrocera tryoni
Lineage: Eukaryota; Metazoa; Arthropoda; Insecta; Diptera; Tephritidae
Exons: 1
Coding region: 466-2256 (596 amino acids)
Source: RefSeq, a predicted model, not a curated record
UGUUCUAAUGUCCCUAACUUUAACUGAAGCCCAGCACAUCAAAACGAAGUUAAGCAAUUUAGCUGCACCAUACAAAAUACCGAUGCAGAAACGGUACAAUAUGUCAAAACUCAGAAAAGAUCACCAUGGAAACUACACCAAAAGCUAGCCACAAUCAAUAGAAAGUAAACAAACUCGACGUUUAAUUUUGGUGGCGAACGAAAGCAACCCGAUGAUUAGUCGGUAAAAAAUGGACAGAUUGAAAAGUCCAAAAAUAGUGGCAUAACCGAAAGAAAUCGAUAUAUAAGCGGAUUUUGUAAAGAAUAAUAACAACGUUAGGGUAUAGCGACCUAAUUCCUCUAGGUCGAACGGAAACGCGCGGAGAUGGCAAAGCCGACGAAUGGGUAUUGAAUAGCUGAUACAUUUAUUUAGUGCCAAGUCGAGAGCAAAAACAAGGAAAGUGUUGAUGAGCAACUGUUUAAAGCCAUGCAUGGACGCGCUACAGCACGAGGGACGGCAGCGGCGGAGCACUGGCGACUUUUAGCUGAACUUGAUUCAUUAAACUUAAGUGACAGCUGCUGCGAGAUUUGCCACUGUGAUUGUUACAGCUCACACCGUAGCAGCUUAAAUACGGAACCACUCAACUGUGGUGAGCAUUUCGAAAAAAUCGAUAGCAAGUGCAAAACUGACGGACUAGAACGCGACGUGCACGCGCUUGAGAGACUAGAAGAUGCAGCAACGCAAUAUACUCGGCCAACUGAAGUAACACGUUCCACCAUUUCCAUUGAUCAGAAUAUUUGCAAAAAGCGUUCGACGCGUAAAUCUAGAGCUGCCAGAAGAAAAAACAACACCGUUACAACAUCAAACGGAAAUUUAACGAAGCCUUCCAGUACACAAGCCAUAUCAACCAUAUCACUUAAAUCCAAAAACGCCAAAACAACGCCAACACAUUCCGGGCGUACAAGUCCAGCUGCGGCGAGCCUUUAUAAGAGUGGCGCAGUACCAAAGCAUAACGCUGCGGCUUCGGUGAAGCGCUCUAAAAGUGUAUGUAGCGUGCGCAGCCGCAGCAUAUCACCUUUAAUUUCCACAUCGGUUGGUCCUGCCGCUAAACGCGCCACAUACUACACGCGCGAUUGUAAAAUCUUGCAGGAACUGCUAAGCGCGCUUAACGACGAUGAGGACAACAAUGCAACAGCCUCCCUGCAAGUGAACGGCAUCAGUGCGCUUAAGCAAGCCUUAUCAACGGUGGAGCAUGCAGACACCAGUACGCUCGAACAUUCUCAUACACUGCCGCGUUGCACUGUUAAAUCGAAGAGCAACGAGAAAGCCAACGAUGAGGUGCAAUUGUCGUCGUCACUAACUUCACAAAAAGUGUGCGCGUCCAUGGCCAGCCUCUGCUUGGCGCCCACGGUACGCGCCGCUUACCAUCAAGUACCCGCACACGAUAAACGCAUACUGAAUCGUAUGGCGCAUAAGCGCACCGAACGCGCCAUUGCCAAAGAGAAUGCCUGGCUGGCGCGCAAAUACUGGGAAAAUGAGCGUUACGAACGCGAACUCUUCAAGUGCGCGCAAAUGGAGGAGUACAAACGUGCGAUACGCGACAAGCAAUUUCAAGAUUAUUUAUUGACAAAGGCGCGUCUAAACGAAAUUGCUCAGCGCGAUUUGAGCGAACUGCGGCGUUUGCGCGAAGCUUUGCAACAAAAAGAUAAGAGCACGAAGCGGCGACUUGACGCGCUUAAAGUUGAACGUGGUAUAGCGGCGUGUCAGCGCCGUUGUGACGAGUUGCGUCGCGCGGAGGCGGUCGCUGUGCAGCAGGAAGAACAACAAAUAGACGAAAAGUUACGUAAGCAAGAGAUUUGCGAACGUUUAAGCGAACGCUUGCAGCGCGCCGAGCAUAUACGCGCCAACAUGCUGGAUAGCUAUCUACGCCGCUUACGGUACGACAACCAAAUGGAAGAGUUGGUGCACGAGGAGCACUGGCGCGAAGCACAGCAGUUGGAGCGCCAGCGGCUGGCCCAGCUAGAGGAGCACAUACAGCAGAAAUGCGAGCAGUCGCAACGUUUUGUUGAAGAGCGCCAACGCAGACAAGAGGCUAUUGCCAAAACAGCGAAAAUAUCCGCAAGUCUGCGUGAAUUGGUGCGCAACUCCGUUACACCGGAAGGAGGCAUGGCUGUGGAUAGUGGCCAUGUAGGUGAAGCUGUGAGCAUAGCAAAUACCGCAACGUUGAGUAAAGUGCUUUUAGAUAGACCUUUUUCCAAACUGUCAUUGCAGCCGUGAUUGUUUUCAGUAAAAUAAAUCUGUUUGUGUAUAAUAUCGUUAGUAGUAGAGAUCUGUUGUUGUUUUAUCCGACAUUAAAGAAAGCUAUUAAGAUUACGCUUUUAUUUUCUUAAUAAAGUUUUUGAAAACGA